GCCCGGAGCUCCUUGGUGCCCAGCACCUUCGCCUGGCCCCGCCCCGUGCCCCCAGCCCACACCUGGCCCUCAGCCCCGGCCUGCGUGACUCCAGCAUGGCCCCGCUGGACGUGUGCCUGAUGCAACCGCCGGCCGCUGCCAGGCCCUUGCACAACACAGACACCCGACUGGCUGGUUAACGAUUGACCGGGGCGUAGGGGGGCGCUGAGGCAUAAAAGGCAGCGGCGGCGCCGGGACCGCACCUCCGGCCGCUCCGCCACAGCCAUGCUCGCCCUGUGCCUGCUGUGCUCCCUGCUGGCCGAGGCCUGGCCCGCCUCCGCGGCCCCCGUGGGCCGCGUGGAGCCGGCACAGCACGAGGAGCUGACCCUGCUCUUCCACGGGGCCCUGCAGCUGGGCCAGGCGCUCAACGGCGUGUACAAGAGCACGGACGCGCGGCUGACCCAGGCCCGGCACAGCGUCGGCCUCUACGGCCGCGCCCUGGGGCUCCUGGGGCGGGAGGUCAGCGAGGGCCGGGACGCCGCCCAGGAGCUGCGCGCGAGCCUCCAGGCGAUGCAGGUGGAAGAGGACGCCCUGCAGCUGCAGGCGGAGGCCACGGCCCAGGCGCUGGGCAAGGUGGCCCAGGGGCAGCGGGGGCUGCGGAAGCACAUGCGACAGCUCGAAGCCCGGCUGAGAGGCGCCUGGCUGGGCCGGGCCCAGGAAGAAUUCGAGGCGUUGAAGGCCCGCGCUGACAAGCAGAGCCACAUCCUGUGGGCGCUCACAGGCCACGUGCAGCGGCAGCGGCGGGAGAUGCUGGCCCAGCAGCACCGGCUGCGACAGAUCCAGGAGAGGUGAGCCUGGUGGGGGCUGGGCUUCCUCGUCUCCCUUCCAGACUGCACACGGCGGCGCUCCCGGCCUGAGCCUGCCUGGCGGAACUGAGGACCAGCCAUGCGCACCGAGGGACGGGCGCUGCCACGCCCCACGCGGCCCCCGCGCAGGGAGGAGCUGCCUGGCUGCCGGGGCCAGCGGGCUGUCCGGCCCCACGUCCGGCCGCACGUCCGGCCGCACGUCCGGCCGUGGAUCAGAGACAGAAGCAGGUGGGGUCGAAGGCAGAAGACGUGGCCCCACCGAGGAGGAGUGAAAGCAAGACCCUUGCCCCCCUUAGACAUGUGCCUAAUGACCCAUUAAAGCAACAGUGGCAUCGCA
Molecule: messenger RNA, 1182 nt
Organism: Pipistrellus kuhlii (Kuhl's pipistrelle)
Lineage: Eukaryota; Metazoa; Chordata; Mammalia; Chiroptera; Vespertilionidae
Gene: ANGPTL8
Product: angiopoietin like 8
Exons: 4
Coding region: 265-831 (188 amino acids)
Biological process (GO): triglyceride homeostasis; regulation of lipid metabolic process
Source: RefSeq, a predicted model, not a curated record